Ruditapes philippinarum (Manila clam) is the source of this 1832-nucleotide messenger RNA. RefSeq lists its product as uncharacterized. The record is from RefSeq and is a predicted model, not a curated record. Lineage: Eukaryota; Metazoa; Mollusca; Bivalvia; Venerida; Veneridae. The transcript is spliced from 4 exons. The coding region runs from base 134 to 1378 and encodes 414 amino acids.
CGUAAACAUGAAACUGUUUUCAAACUUUAUAAAAAAAGAUGGAAUUAUUUUCAAAACAAUAAUAUUGUAUUAAAAAUAAAGAAUUUCAAUAAUAUUUGCGUAUAGCGUUGUUCAGUAUACAUGUGCAUUAAAAAUGAGUGACAUCAAUGCAAUACGUAAUACAUGUGGUUGUAAAUGCACAAAACUGACAAGAGUCGGAAUAGCCUAUAUUUGUAGGUUCAGUACUGGUCUGUUGCUGAACAUCCUCAGUUCACUUGCCGCCCGUUACUACAACAGUGAAAUAACUGAUAAAUACGGUAGCGUCUUUCCAUACUUCAUAGGUGGCUUUGUCACAGGAAUAGCGAUGACAUUUUUCGAUUUUGUCAAUUGUGGUAUUUGGAACGAUUUCUAUCAUGGAACUGCUACCUCUAAACAGAAAGCUCACUGGGGACGUUCAGGCACAGUUAUUAGCGUAGUCUCUGCAAUAUCCGGUAUGGCCGGUUCAAUAAUAUGCGGUAUAUUUGGAAUUGCGUCACCAUACGAAUGCCGGAAAUAUAUAAGUUACCCACAUACUCGAAAAUGUACCGAGGCAGAAUAUCAGAUGACCAAAACAUACGAACUUGCGAUCAUUCUUGUGGCUGUGCUUUUGUUCAGUAUUAUUGUGAACACAAUAUACGUUUGUCAGCCAGAUCCUUUCCAAAGUAGUGAUUCCAGCAAAUGCGAUAACAGAAGUGAUGGUUCCCAUUCACUGCAACACGAGACUUUAGUACAAACUAGCAUAAAUAGUCCGGUACCUGCCAGCGCUGAUAGUUCUUCCGGUUUUGCGUUGAGUACAGGUCAUAGGCAACCGGAACAAUUUCAAGAAUAUGCUUUAUCUCCUGAACAUCAUAGACCGACGGCGCAAAGAAACUACAGUAGCCAGGUACCAGUCAGUCACCAUGGUUCUUCUGGUCUUGUAUUAAAUACUCGCCACGGACAACCGGAACCAUUUGCUGGUGCUGUUCUGUCCACAAGAUGCAUGCACCGACCAACGAAUAAUCAUGAAUCAUCAGGUUUUGUUCUGAAUACUCGCCAUGGACCACCGGAAACAUUUCCCGGAGAAAUUCUAUACUCAAGUAAUGAAGGGCCAAUAAGUGGUGAACCUUCAGGAUUUGUACUGAAUACCCGCCAUGGACAACCGGAACCAUUUGCCGGAGCAAUUCUGACUUCAGGUGCACAGGAACAGGUUUCGGUUAGUGAUUUAGUAUUAGAACUUCAAGAACAAAAUAGACUGCUUCGAGAACAAUUAGCGAUUCAACAAAGGCAGCAUGGGGUGUCUACAGAAGAGACCGUGGUACCCAGUGCACCAGUAUCAGAAUCUCCGCCUAGUUAUGAGUCACUUAAUAUGUCCUCACGAUAAAAUUGUGUUAUAUUAUUUGCCUUUAAAAAGCAUUGUCUAUUAUCAAUGGAUUUUAUGUCAAAAUGAUGGAAAUAAACUGUAGGUUUAAUUUGACUUGACUUGAGGUGCAGGCAUAAGUCGCUCUCUACUGGUUAUGUUGACAAGUCGCUGUAGGUACUGGCGUCUUAUCGUUGAAUUAUGUAAUCUAGAUUUACAGAAUAAUUGAUUCAUGUGAAAGAAAAGUAACUAAGAUAUUCAUUUUGUACAUAAUAUGCCUUUUAUAUGUUAAACAGUUAUUCGUUGUUAAACUGGGUCUACUUAAAACGUUUAAGAUUUAUUUGCUUUUUUAAAAUUUUACUGCGUUUAUAAUUUAUAAGAAUAUGCACAACAUUUUAUAUUUUUACACUACGUUGUGUAGCUUGUUUGUUGGUAACAAAAUUAAAUAUAUUUCAAAAUAUAAAAUCACAGAUAUUAA